AUAAAGGAUAAACAGAAAAGCUGAGAACGCCGCAAAGCGUCACUAAUAACGUCCGAGUACCACACAUUUCGCUGGCAGAAGAUUAACUGCCCAAAGACUUGUCAGUUGGAGGGUAUAAAUAGCACCAAUAAGACAUUAAACCUUGGUAAGCGCCAGUAUCGGUCACAUAAACACAUAUUGACCAACUGCCCAAAAAAUAUUGACGAGGUCAAGCGCCACAUAAGACUUACAUGGCGAACGAUUCAAACGAAACGUGCAAACGCUUAUGAUGAAUGGGCCAAACCUAUGAGAGACUAGCGACUUGUAGAGCUUAUGACAUUUUUGUUCUAAAAUGGCUACAAAACGAGAAUUAAAGAUUAUAGAAAAGUUGGCCAAUAACAACAAAAAGUUAAGGAUGGAAAAAAACUCAUUAAAAAUGCCCCCAAACGAAUAUGUUAAAAGCGUUCUGCACAUGGUCUCUGUUUACUCAAUACCUCUAUCAAUCUUUGACGAGGAUGAUACUUUUGUAAAACUUCUACAGCCCUGGUCCGAAGUAUAUGACAUUAAAUUGACCCCGAAGGAUGUAGUUGAGUAUAUCGAAUUAGCUGCCAAAGAGAUCUCCACAGUCAUUACAGAAAAAGUAAAGGAACACUUGGUAUGCGUCAAAUUGGAUAUGGUAGCACAUAAAAGUCGAAUUCUAUUCUUCAUUCAUAUUCAAUACGUCGAUAAUUUUGUAACCAAAUUGCAUUCGCUCGGAAUGUUAGAAUUGAAAGAUAUUAAAACAGUGGACUGCAUUGAUGUACCAGGCUUAAAGGCACAAUUAGAGCAAUGCUUGCAAAAUUUUGGCAUUAACAUGAAUCAGGUGUAUUCAAUAAUGGUUGACAAUGGUGCUGACACAUUGGACUCACCAGAAAUUGUACGCUACUUGUGCCAGGAAGAUGGUGAACUAAAUGAUGAUUACCCAGAUUUUGAAGAAGUUUUUGCUAAAAUAUCAACAUCAAUGAACAUUGAUCUCUGCCCGACCCAUUUACUUCAUUUAGCUGUGAAGGAAGUGAUCAAAUUUUACGGAGCCAAACUGGAGAUUUGCCGUAAUUACAAGGAACCCAUUGAGGACCUAGAAUCCCCUGUAAAAACACAUAAUGAUGAUGAAAUCUCUUCAGAAGAUAGUGAGGAGACCGAAAUCGACAGUCUAGUAAAACAAUUUCCAUGGCGAUCUAUUUAUAAAAUGAUAGAAAAUCUUAAAACAAACAGACCUAAAAACGCACCUGAACAUAAUUUUCCCUGGGAUUUUGUAGAAAAUUUCUACGCCGCGUUUACACAAAUAGUUGAAUGCUUAAAUGCAGUCGAAUCGAAGCAAAUGCCUGUGGGAGAUUUCUUCAGAGAAUGGCUGCUGUGCGAAGCUAAAUUAAAUCAGAUGGCUCACGAAAAUGCAGUGGCUAGUAAAUGCAUUUCUACACUGGCCUCCAAAAAACAUGAUAUAAUAGGAAAAACUGUCUUUUCAACUGCUUUAUACAUAGAUCCCAGGUAUACCUAUCUAGGGUCAAACAUCUUAACAGAUGAACAAAAGCAAUUGGCUCAGUUUAAAUUGUUUUUCUGCUCCAAUUGGUAUGGAAAAGAGAAUGAAAGUGAUCCAGUAUUUAAUAUUAAGUCUGAAAAUAAGAACAUCCGAGACGAUAGCAAGUACAGCAUUAUAAGCAAAUAUCAUCCAGGAAUUAAUAGCCGGGAACCCGACAAACCUAUUGAGAAAAAAAUAAAACUGUUGCAGUUUGGACCUGGUAUAACAUAUGAUAAGGAAAUUCUGCCAUAUUGGGAAGCCCUAAAAUCAAAGCUUCCCCUCUUAUCAAAGAUUUCUCAAUGUGCUCUUGCGAUCCCGGCAACUCAAUUUUCAAUCGUAAGACUCAACGACUUAUGUCACACUUUUAAAGCGUUCGCCAACACUUCCUGUCGUAUAAAUUUGGAGAGUAUUUUAUUGCUCAAACUAAACAACGACCUAUUCAAAGAAAUUAACAUUGGGUUUCAUGCUGAUCAGAGCUCAUAG
Scaptodrosophila lebanonensis is the source of this 2017-nucleotide messenger RNA. RefSeq lists its product as uncharacterized. The coding region runs from base 332 to 2017 and encodes 561 amino acids. NCBI's taxonomy places the organism in Eukaryota, Metazoa, Arthropoda, Insecta, Diptera, Drosophilidae. The transcript is spliced from 3 exons. The record is from RefSeq and is a predicted model, not a curated record.